Messenger RNA from Echinops telfairi (small Madagascar hedgehog), 930 nucleotides. It is a transcript of the gene NENF, whose product is annotated as neudesin neurotrophic factor. Bases 1 to 429 code for a protein of 142 amino acids. The transcript has 5 exons. The record is from RefSeq and is a predicted model, not a curated record. NCBI's taxonomy places the organism in Eukaryota, Metazoa, Chordata, Mammalia, Afrosoricida, Tenrecidae. Gene Ontology annotation, cellular component: membrane; endomembrane system.
AUGUUCGGCCUCAGAGGAGCUGUAGCGUCCCGGCUCCCUGAAUCAGCCUCACGUGGGCGUACUCGCUGCGUCAGGAUCUACCAGAGGACAGAAGAUCAGCCCAUCUACAUGGCAGUGAAGGGUGUGGUGUUCGAUGUCACUUCUGGAAAGGAGUUCUAUGGGAGAGGAGCCCCCUACAAUGCUUUGACCGGGAAAGACUCCACCAGAGGCGUGGCCAAGAUGUCCCUGGAUCCGGCUGACCUCACCCAUGACACUGCAGGGCUCACGGCCAAGGAGCUGGAGUCCCUGGAUGACAUGUUCACCGUGUACAAGACCAAAUACCCCAUCAUCGGCUACACUGCCCGCCGGAUCCUCAACGAGGACGGCAGCCCCAACCUGGACUUCAAGCCCGAAGACCAGCCCCACUUCGACAUCAAGGACGAGUUCUGAGGUCCAUGAGCGGGAGCGGGGGACGCUCAGGUGAAUAUGCAACACCUGCCGCCCCACAGCUUGGGAGCCUGCCUCUGAAUAAACCAGGGGUGCUCCUUCCCCUGUGGGCAGAGUGCAGGUCCGAAGGCUUCUUUUAUCACCUGCUAGUAGUAGCCCUCUCCUGGCUGGAAGGGAGGCCUCCCAGCUGUUGGCGUGGUGACCGAGUGUCCAGUGAUCCCUCGCCGCCAUCAAGUCGAUGCUGACUCAUAGUAGCAUGGCUCCUGUGGGCUUCUGAGAGGGUAACUCUUGGUGAGAGUAGAAAGCCAUGUCUGUCUCCCUCAGAGCAGCUGGUGGUUUCGAACUGCCGACCUUGUGGUUAGUAACCCAGCACGUAACCAUUACUCGGCCAAGGCUCCUUGUGGAGGGAUGAGGGACUUUAAAUUCUUUUCUGUAUUUUCCAGAUUCCCUACGGCAACUCUGGGUACUUAAGAUAAUAAGAGUAAAAAUAAGUGUUCAGAGUCA